This is a messenger RNA of Zeugodacus cucurbitae (melon fly), 1369 nucleotides long. Its product is annotated as putative transferase CAF17, mitochondrial. Gene Ontology annotation, molecular function: protein binding. The transcript is spliced from 2 exons. Gene Ontology annotation, cellular component: mitochondrial matrix. Lineage: Eukaryota; Metazoa; Arthropoda; Insecta; Diptera; Tephritidae. The coding region runs from base 155 to 1219 and encodes 354 amino acids. The record is from RefSeq and is a predicted model, not a curated record.
UGAAUUAUAUUUGUGAGCUUUUCAUUGCAAGUUGUAUUGACAAAUUUUCGAAAUUUUUAUAUAAACUUUUUUUUUUUUGCUAAAACUAGGCGGUUUUCAAAAGAGGGAAUUUAGGUUGAAUACUAUUUCACGUAAUUAUUGAACACGCUUUAAAAUGAAUAUCCUAAAAGGUCUGACAAAAAUCAAGUCGAGUUUUGCGCGAUUUAUUGAGACGACAAACAACUUUAUGUGGGUGCAACGCAAUGAAAAAUUUGCUGAUAGGCGUUUAGUUGUCGAGCAAUUAACGGACAGAGUGUUAGUGCGAGUGAAGGGAGAAGAAGUUGUGCCCUUCUUGCAAGGACUCAUAACAAACGAUAUGACUCACCUGCAAUCGGGAAGCACACCUCUUGCUAAGACCUCCGCAAUGUACACAAUGUUCCUUAAUAAGGCCGGCAGAGUCCUGUAUGACUCCAUAAUAUAUCGCACGCCAGAGCCGAAUACUUUUCUAAUUGAAUGCGAUAAAUUUAUAUCAAACGAAUUACGCCGACAUUUGCGUCUUUACCGCGUGAGACGAAAUAUUCAAAUUGAUGCAGUUGAUGGAGAGUACAGACCAUGGAUUGUUUUUAAUCCAGUAGGAAGCGCCGUUCGAAUGGAUACAAGUCUUCAAGUGGGACAAGAAGUAAUUUCUACUCCAGAUCCUCGCAUACGUGACCUAGGUACACGUGUCAUAACCAAAUCUGAUAAAACCUGGAAAGAUUUAGCAAAUAUGUUUUCUAAAUCUGGCGACAUUACGGUAGCAAAACCAACCAAUGACUGCAAUUACCGGAUGCAUCGAUAUCGUUUUGGCGUUGGAGAAGGCGUUCAAGACCUUCCUCCAGGCAAAAGUUUUCCAUUAGAAGCCAAUUGUGACUACAUGCACGGCGUAAGCUUUCACAAAGGAUGCUAUCUUGGCCAGGAGUUAACGGCACGAGUCCAUCACACAGGAGUAGUGCGAAAGCGUAUAAUGCCUUUGCGUUUAUCUGUUCCAGCUUCACCAAAAUCUAUAAAUAUCUCAACCGAAGCUGGUACCAAUAUUGGUGUAAUCCGCGGUGCAAAUUUAGAUAGGGCUUUAGGACUUUUGCGAGUAGAACAAGCUUUAGGCCCAACCAAAUUGUAUGUAGAUGGCAAUGUGUGCUACGUCGAAAAACCGUAUUGGUGGCCAUCUGAACUACCAAAGAAAGCUCGAGUUGAAGGCUGCUAGAUUUGAAAUUUUUGAAAUACUACACUAUACAUAUUGUUAACUAGUGGUUAGUAGUCGUUGGCAAUUUUUAUGUAACUUCGAGUUCAUCUAUUUACAAUCUCAAAUUAAUGGUAUUUAAAUAAAUAUGUGUAUGCAUGGCGAUUUUGAGAA